AUGUAUUCGUGUAUCUCACCAAGUAAUGAGAUAGCCGCAGUCAUAGCCAACAGAGAGUUUUCUUAUAACUAUCCUACUUCCAUUGUUUACUUCAAAAGUGACCCUGAAAAUGUAUACGAAUUUGCAAAAGCAUACAGUGGGCUUAUUUAUAUACUAUCACUGAAUGAUUCUAAAACCAACGAAACGUUUUUGAGCAACGCGUUUGUUUUCGAACAAACAGUUAUUUACGUUACGAGCGCUAAUGAAUUUGAAUACUUCGUAAAUAUUGCGAAUGGAGCGACUUUAGAACCAAUGCGAAUUAUUUUAGUCUUAUGUGGAAUAGAUGAGAGUAACAUUACAGAAUAUACAACAUCAGCAUGGAAAAAUGACGCAGCACAUAUUGUUAUAGUGACUACGAAUAAAAAUGCUGAUAUUGUUCUAUACACUUUUUUUCCCUACAGUGUAAGGACAUGUAACGAUAUCACACCUGUGUCUAUUCCAGUAGAUAGUUUUAAUUACUUUAAUGAGAAGUUUAAUAAUUUUUACAAAUGCCCCAUUGUUGUCACGGCGCAUACAAUUAUACCAUAUAUAACUGUAAAGAAGGAAGACGAAGCAAUAUCAGUUACAGGAUUUGAUAAUGAUUUUGUACAAAUCAUCCUUGACCAUUUAAACGCUACUACAGUAUUAAUAACUAAUGAUGGAGCUAAAGGAACGCAGUCGGCAAAUGGAAGUUUGAAGAUUGGAUUUAAUGAUUUGAUUAAUAAAGUUGCGGAUGUUAUGAUACCAGAAGUUAUCAUAACGAAGUCGAGAUAUUCUGCGGCUCUCGCGUCAUUUCCCUUUAAUUAUAUAUCUGUAGUCUGGAUUGCCCCGAAAAGACGGGAAGUGUAUGCUUGGGCAAAAUUAGUGUUACCGUUUAUAUCCCACAUUACACCUUUGAUCGUUUUAUCCUUUUUUCUUUUCAUAAUUAUUAUAAGACUCAUUCAGCGUUUUGGUGCACACCGAGAGAAAAAGCGAACGAGCGCUAUAUUGAGAAGUUUCGCCUUGUUCUUGGGGAUCGAAACUAAAAUUGAAACUAAGUGCUAUUUAAACAAUGCCACUUACUUAAUAUGGAUAUGGUACUGUUUCUUGAUACGCACUGCCUAUCAGAGUGAUCUGAUCAAUGGUUUGCAUAAAGUUACUUUAGAAGCACCCAUUUGUACAGUUGACGAUGCCCUCCAAAAUCUUAACGAGAUUGUAAGUUCAGAGGCUGUUAAAGAAUUGUAUACCAAUACUUCUCUUGAAACAGUUAUAAUUGCUUUAGAACACCAGAAGUUGAUUGAAUACCUCAAUGACAUUGCUCAUGGUAAAAGAGCUUUAGAAGCAGUUGAUUUGUUGGCAUUAACGAGUUCCCAAUACAAUGUUCAGGUUUUGGACGAAAACGCGGUACGUUUACCGGCAUGUAUUUUUAUGAGGGCUCGCUGGCCAGCUGCACAGGUGUUCCGCCAAAGAGUGAUUAUAAAAACAGUUGCUGUUAUUUUUAAUUUACAUUGGCGCCAUCUGCUUUUCUGCGUGGUAACUAAACCAUUAGAUACAUGGUUCCUUAGCCAUCAAUAUUUUGUAACAGUAUUGCAAAAGAAAGGCCCAGGGCAUCACACAACUUCACUCAAUUUCACAGCCACUGUUUAG
Messenger RNA from Leptosia nina, 1644 nucleotides. The record is from the annotation of a GenBank genome assembly. NCBI's taxonomy places the organism in Eukaryota, Metazoa, Arthropoda, Insecta, Lepidoptera, Pieridae.